Molecule: messenger RNA, 693 nt
Organism: Megalobrama amblycephala (Wuchang bream)
Lineage: Eukaryota; Metazoa; Chordata; Actinopteri; Cypriniformes; Xenocyprididae
Product: CMRF35-like molecule 7
Exons: 2
Coding region: 23-367 (114 amino acids)
Source: RefSeq, a predicted model, not a curated record
AUACGUUCCAAUUAAAAACAUCAUGGUUAAAUCAGGAUCUCCAGCUAAAGACGAGAGAUUCUCUCUGACUGACGACAAGAAGAACAGAGUUUUCACCGUCACCAUCACUGAUCUGAGAACAGAGGAUGAAGACACAUACUGGUGUGCUGUGGAGAGGAGUUUGCCUUUAACUGAUGUCUAUUCAGAGAUUUUGUUGCUGGUUAAACAGAGUCACAUCUCACAUUCAGGGUCUGUCAUAUACGUCAGUGUUGGGUUAGUCAUCAUGGUGAUCAUCUUCUUCAUGACGCUGAUGGUGUGGUGUAGGAAGAUUAGCAAGAAACCACCAAGAGUUUCACAAUCAGGACCUUCACAGCAAGGUCAGAUUUAGAUGCAUGAAACACACACACACACACACACACACACACAGACACACACACACACAGAACUUCUUUUUGAGAAUUAACUGAGGUUUAGAUAUUAAUGUUUUAUUUAAAAUGUUCGGCCACCGUUAUGGUGAUCAUGCUUUAUUUUAGUUGGGCAGUUUGACUCUUUGCUUUUUAUGUCAGUUUGUGGUUUUUGUAACAGUGUUUACCAAAACACAUAAUUUAGUGCAAAUAAAGGCAGAAACAAAGAUGAUCAGAUGAUAUAGUUUUCAACAUCAUAAAGUAGAAUAAGUAAUUAAUCUCCUCACUGACCAAAUAUGUUAUUAAUAGA